GGACAAACAUGAGGUUCAGAUAAGAUAUGAUAAAAACGAAAUCUACUCUAUUUCACCAUAAUCAGUAAUAAUGAAAUACAGUUAGUUCUGUAUUAUUGUUGGUGUGUGGAUAAUGGCGAGUGUAAAACAAUGGGAUGGCACUAGAAGCUUUCUUGGGGUCCAUGGUGACUUAUUUUGCAGUUACAAGCACUAAAAACACUGGGAUAAUGUGAAAUGUACCGAAUGUAUGCAUAGAUGUGACCGCACUGGCUGGCUUGUAAACACUGGCGAUGAGGCCACACGUGGGACGCGUCCCGGACGAAUCACGUAAGGAGGUGGCAGGAGAACCAUAUGUCAGAAGGGUUGUCACUUCUGGAUUAUUUUGGUAGAAAGAAUUAGGGAUUUGUGUAGUACUGUAAUUGCUAUUAAGCACAUGCAGAAAAUAACUCAAUAGGAAACUCAGCAAUGGAUCGAUGGUAUUGGUGCAACUCCAGCUUAACAUCAGGUGAAGUGGUUAGCACAACAGUGAAUGGAAUUCGACUGUAUGAUGGUGACAAGAAAACUGGCUAUGAUGAUGGGCGUCUAACUUUAACAAAUCACCGACUACUUUGGCGGCAUGAAACUCAGUCUUCUUCAUUAGGAUUACACCUUAGUCUUGUAGUAUUAGUUGAAGAAGAAGCAGGCAGUUUUACUUCAAGUCCAAAAUUAUUGCUUCACCUAGCUCAGCCACCACAUAGUCAACCAGCAGGUCCUGUAGCUGCUAGUUCAAAUUCUUUUAUAAAAUUGUCAUUUAAACAUGGUGGAUAUAGUAGUUUUCACCAGGUACUACAAAAAGCGAUUGAUAAUCAUGGAUGGGAAAAAGCACCUUCCCUUCCAUGUAACUAUGGAAAACAGCCUGGAGGAAAGGCAAUUCACACUGGCAUUCUAGGUAUUGAACGUGCAAUCCAGGCCAAACAAGAGGAGACCAACCAGAAUAUAAGUCAUGCCUUUGAAGAUCUGAAGAAUCUAAUGGGCCUUGCCAAGGAUAUGGUGUCUCUUUCAAAAAGUAUCUCAAACAAAAUUAAAGAGCGAUCUGGAGACGUAUCAGCAGAUGAUACAACACAAUUCAGAUCUUAUCUUCUAAGUCUUGGUAUUGAUGACCCGGUUACAAGAGAAGCUUUUGGCUCAGAAACACAAUAUCAUCAUAAUCUGGCUAAAGAAAUUACCCAGGCCUUAGAAGACCCAGUGAAAGAAGCAGGAGGUGUGAUGCUGCUUUCAGAGGUUUAUUGCCGCAUUAAUCGUGCUAGGGGACUCCAGUUGCUAUCUCCAGAAGAUGUUAUGCAUGCAUGUCAUGUAAUGAAAAAAUUGGGCCUCUCACUUAAUCUUCACACAUUUGAAUCAGGUGUUCAGGUAGUACAGAUAACUGGACUUGAUCAAGAGAAGGUAGUGGAGGCAACUGUUGAGGUACUGAAUUGUCAUGAGGUUGAUGGAGUAUCAGCUGGAGACUUAGCAAGGGAUUGUGGCAUGCCCCUUCUCUUGGCUCAGGAAAGGCUUUUACAGGCUGAACAGUGUGCUAAAGCUGUAAGAGAUGAAUCAAGUGAAGGUUUACGUUUUUUCCCAAAUCUUUUCUUUUCACGUUCUUAGGUUUUGUACAAGCUAUGAUUUUCAAGUUUUUCAAAACUUUAUCAAUCACCUGAAGUUUAAUUAUUUUAAGAAGCUUGAACCUGUUAAGCUUAAAACAGAUAGAUGUCUUGAUAUUGUGAAUCUGUUUUAUGGAAUGUCGUCUAGGCUUUUUGUCUUGUUAGAGUACCUCCUAUUUAUAAUUUAAAAUAAUUCUGUUGAUUCACUCCCAGUCAAGGAAGGGGGGGAAUCUUGAUAUUCUCAAGGGUGUUUGAUCCAAAGAACUGAAGAUACCCUUCCUCUCUUUUUGAUUAAACCUGAUUGCCUCUCAUUUCCUUGGAGGUUUAGUGCUUCCCCAUGAAUAUAAUUGUGAUGGGUGUGCAUUUCUGGCAAGACAGCUAUUAAGUGAAUAAUGGUGAAUAUUUCCUUUCCUGGGAGAUAGUCGAUGUAAAUAAAAAUAUAAAAAUUACAAUUAUCAUAAUACAUACAGUAUUGAUAUUGCUGUAUUAUUAUUAUUAUUAUUAUUAUUAUUUGUUUUUAUUAUUAAUAUUGGUUCACAAAGUUUGCAAGAGUUAAAAAAAUUUUCUUACAAAGAAUAAUGGAAAAGUGGUUGCCAUAUAUAAAAGCAUAUUUAAUGUUAUGUUUGUGUAUGCAUGUAUGUACAAUAUAUAUGUGCGUGCACAUAUUCAUCAGGGGGAAGUAGGUUCAGUAUCUUGGAUUAGGAACCUUUCGUUGACCUUAUCUGUGAAGGGUUAGAAUGCUGUUAGAAAAUAUUCAAAUAUGAACUUCCUUAAUAUGUAUAGUUGCUAGUAUGUAGGACAUUUGAAUGUUCUGUGAUGGAAGUUAUAUAUCAGCAUGUGUAAUGUUGUGAAGGAAAAUAAAGCGUUCUCAGAGUGUACUGUUUAAAUUUAGGCAUUACAAUAACAUUUUUAUUCAGGGAAUAUAGUUCUGUACAAGCUUGAAACUGCUUAUUUUGUACAACAAUUGAAAACAAAAGAACUACAAAGUUUGACAAAAUUAUUCACAUGCCUUUGUGAUUUACUUGUAAUGGUAAGUUUUUAAUGCUGUACAGUAUUUGUAAUAAUAAUUUUUUUUAAUUUCAUAAGUGUCUAAGCAGACCUGUGGAGUAGGUGCUCUAUGACCUAAAUGGGCUUAGUGAUUCCCCUGAAUAAAAUAUGAAAAACUUGUGGAGUACAUGCAAGUAUCUGUUUAGGGUUGAUACCUCAGGAGAGGUGCCUUAAUGCUAGUGAGGGGGCUCUUGAUCCAAGGAACUGAACUUAACCUCUCCUUGGAUUAAACAUGAAUGCAUCCCAUUUCCCAGGUGUUCUGUGACCCCUAUACCCUUUAGAGUUGAUAAAUGUCAAUAUUGUAUACAAAAGUGCAUUAUUAAUUCAUAGAUCCUUUUUCUGGAGUCCUUGAUGCUGCCAACAGAAGGAGCAUCAACUUUCUUGCUGACAAUCCUUUAUUUUAAGUCAUUAUCUUAAUAAACUUUUAAAAUCUUU
Molecule: messenger RNA, 3080 nt
Organism: Cherax quadricarinatus
Lineage: Eukaryota; Metazoa; Arthropoda; Malacostraca; Decapoda; Parastacidae
Product: vacuolar protein-sorting-associated protein 36
Biological process (GO): protein transport to vacuole involved in ubiquitin-dependent protein catabolic process via the multivesicular body sorting pathway
Cellular component (GO): ESCRT II complex; BORC complex; late endosome membrane
Molecular function (GO): phosphatidylinositol-3-phosphate binding; ubiquitin binding
Source: RefSeq, a predicted model, not a curated record